Botrytis byssoidea is the source of this 3312-nucleotide messenger RNA. RefSeq lists its product as uncharacterized. The transcript has a single exon. Lineage: Eukaryota; Fungi; Ascomycota; Leotiomycetes; Helotiales; Sclerotiniaceae. The coding region runs from base 1 to 3312 and encodes 1103 amino acids. The record is from RefSeq and is a predicted model, not a curated record.
AUGAAUAUCGUACACGUUCCCAAGAAGACCCCGGUGUCACCCGACACCCCCUCCUUCGGAAUCGAAUUCGAAUUCCUCAUCGCGGUUCUCGCUAAACCCUCCAUCGCAAACCCCAACCCCUCGGAUCCACGAACCGUCUAUUUUCCCUCCACCCCCGAAGAUAACGCACCAGCCUACUUCCAAAUCCCCGUCGGAAAAGAAGACUGGGCCAAUGAAUGGUCCAUCUACGCACACAUCAAACGCAGCCUCGCCUCCAUCGGUCUCCCCACCGAACCCGGAAGAGCCCAUUCCAAUUUCGCCAUGUGGGAAGUAACCGGAGACGGCUCCAUCACGGCUCCCAAACCCCCUCACCAUCGCCACAAGAAAGCCUACGCCGACUGGCAAGCGUACACCUACUACCCCAUCGAAGUCCGCACGCCCGCAUACUACCACUCCGAAGAUGCGCUCCGCGACGUCGCCGAUUUCUGCAAAAUCAUGCGCAGGAAUUACCUCGUCACCGUCAACGAAUCGUGCGGUCUCCACGUCCACAUCGGCUACGGCACGCAGGGAUUCACUCUCCCGCACCUCCGUCGUCUGGGCGCCAUGAUCCAGGCUUUCGAGCCCCAAUUCGAUUCCAUCCAUCCGGAACAUCGCAUCGAUUCCCGCAACGAUCACUGUGUUUCUUUCCGCGGAAACACGUAUUUCCAAUGGAAGUAUCAGCAGGAUCAUAGAAGAUCCCCGCGCGUGCUUGAAACUAUCGCGACGCUGCUCGCGUGCGAAAGCAGAGAUGCUUUUUGGACGUGUGUGGCGAGUGAGGGGGCCGCAGGCGCCCAUUCUUUCGUGGGACAUAAGACCGCGUGGAAUUUUGAUCGCAUGGGGACGGAGAUGAGACCGCGCGAUAGCUGUGAGCCCGAUACGAUUGAGUUUCGGGGACAUGCGGGAUCGUUGGAUGCGGAGGUGGUGGGGAAUUGGGUGAGGGUUUUGGUGGGGUUGGUGGCGUACUCGAGGAGUCCUGAUCCGUGGGCCUUUGGGGAGUUGCUUUCCAGAGUGAAGGAGGAGAAGUGGGGGAGGGGGGAGAGAGAUCAGAGGAUUACUGGGAGAGGUAGGUAUGAACCCGGUGGGGUUAUGUAUCGACCUGUUUUCGGAGAGGACUGGUGUGGCUUGGUGGAUUUACUGCGGGUUUUGAAACUCGACGGUCCGGCUCUGUACUAUGAGAAUCGGAAAGGUAGGUGGUUGCAAAACGGAGUUUUCAAUCAUUGGUAUACGCAGGCUCCGAGCGAGUAUGUUGUUACACCUAUUCAUGAGGAUGAUAAUGAUAACGAUGAUGGAGAAGAUGUCAUAUCCCCACCAUCAUCCAAAUCAUCUUCGUCUUCGAAAUCCGGUCGUUUCAAUCCUUUCAAUCCGAAUCCGAUUACUCCUGAGAAACCGGAUGAGCAUCCUGGAGAGAAGAAACCAGAAGCCGAGGUCGCAAUACCAGUUGAUCUCACACAAUUCGGUAUCGAUGUCGGAUUUUCGGAUGCGCCUUCUUCGACAAAGGUAAGCCUUCCCCAUCCUUCUUCAGCAAAACCGUCGAGCAGAAAAUCAGUCUCUCCGGAUUCUUUUCCCAUGCGCCCGGAUGCUGGGGUAGCUAUCGAGGUACAUCCCCCCGCAUCUGAUGUUUCUUCUGAGAAACCGGGUGUUGCGGAACCAGAUACUAAUGCCCCAGAACCCAAACCUACUACCAAACCGCACACCGGAUUCCAAGUCCCUUCUUCUUCUUCUCCUUCUUCUGCAACUACUAAUUCUAGCACCAAAUCAGUUUCCCUUCCUUCAUCUCACUAUGAACGUGAAGCUGCCAAGGCUGCCGCGGUCACGGCAAAAUACUGGGAGGAGGAACGGGAGAGAGUUGCAGCGGAGGCAGAUGCCGAGAUAGAUAAGAGAGAUAAAACCAUAUAUGAGAAGACGGAAAAGAACAGGAAAAAGAGCAGCAUGGAUAUCGGAAGCGAGCGAGCCAUGAGCACACGAAGCGCAGGCUCAACACCCAAGUUCGAGGACUUGGGACCGCGAGAAGAAGACGUGUGGGAGCCACAGGGAUGGCAAGGUGUAGGAGGAGAAGCGGCAAGCGAGGAGACGAAAAUCCUCGAGGAAGAAAAGAAACGCGUGGAAGAGCAAAAGCGCCAGGAGGAAAAGAUUCGGAAUCUGAAACCGGGCAUCGGCUAUCUGAGACCCGUUCGUCAUCCUCCUCUUCGCGCUCUCCCGGGCGCAGUCAAAUUCACCAAACGCGGUAAGGAUCAACACUCGCAUCUUCUGCAAGGUACGACUGCCGAAGAAAUCGAAGCUCUCGCCCCCAACACAUCCAACUUCCUCGGGCGCGCCUUCCACCGCGCCUUCCGCGCCCCCUCAACACCCUGGCUCGAACACGCGCCCCCCGGCGCCGGCCUCAAUCCCAAACGAAUGCCCUACCCCGGCCCCGUCCCCGAAAUGAACGAAUACAUCGGGCCCGCGCUCGAAGACGCCCUCAACAGCACCAUUGGCGAGCCGUGGGUCUGGGACCACGGUCUCCGCACGCGCUCCGCGGGCUUCGCGCACAUGCUGCGCGGCCACCAGCUGUGCGAUGUGUCGCCUACCAUCAAGAUGCGUCUCAUUGGAUAUAAUUUCGUCAUCGAUCACCAUACGCGGGCGAAGAAAAUCCAUACCCUUUUCCCGGCGCGCGCGCACCACGUGCAGGGAUUUGAAGAUGCGGAGGAUCGCUGGUGGAGGGGACAGCUUGCUGAGGGGGAGAUUGUCAGGUUGGAGAGAUUGGCGGCCAGUUCGGAUGAGGGGGUUGCGUUGACGGCGUUGGAGAUGCUGGAGGGGUGGUGUAGGGGUGAUAGACAGUAUUUGUAUGAGCCGGCGGGUGUGCAGAAUCCGUUCAAGGCGGGGACGAGGACGCAGCUGCAGGCGGACGAGGAUGUUAGUCCCGGGGCGGUGGUGUUGGGUCCGGAGAAUGAUCCGCAUGCGAUGACGGCGUCUGGGAUGAGAGAUCCGAGGACGGAGGAGAGGAGGAUGUUUAGAGAGAUAUUUGAGGCGGAUGAGAGGGCGAGGUUGGAAUUGGAGGAGGAGGAGGGGGAGGAGAUGGAGAGGGAGAUUGAGAGGGUGGAGUUGGAGAAAAAGAGGAGGAUGGAGUUUGCUAUGGCGAAGAUUCUGAAGAUGAGAGCUGAGAAUGAGGAGAAGGAAAAAAAGAGAAAGGAAGAGGAGGAAGAGGCGGAGAAGAAGAAGAAGGAGGAGGAGUAUGUGGAAGAUACAACUAUAGCGGCGCCGGAGUCGGAAAAUAGUUGGCAGAGAGGUGAUGAGGGGGGGUUUGGAACGGUUUAG